GGUCGUCGAAGUAACUACUCCGUAGAAGUUCCCAGAGUUGAAGGAGCCGGGGCUGACUAAGGACGUUGUUGAUGCAACCUCGGCACGGGCAAUCGCCAAUCAUAAACAACAAGCCGGCGCCAGAUCUUCCAGCCUCCUCUGCGUCGCUUUCCCCACGAUUCCAGCUGCAAGCAAGCCUGCAAGUUGCCCGUCAUUCUUUACAGUCUUCGCAGAGUUCUUCUCAAUCUCACGUUGUGUUAAUCCGUAUUCUCCGGCUCCCUUUUGAUCCAGUCUGCUUCUUCAAGUCGUUUGAGGUUGUCCAUACCCUCAGUUCUAGGCCAAUCUAGUAUCUCUCCUCUCCUGAACGAAGACGUACUGUCACCGCAAAUAUGUCUGUCAAAUUUGACAAUGUGAUCUCUCAUGCGAAGGAGAAGGUGAAGGAUAAAGUCAAGGAUGACUUGCACAGAGUUGGAGACAGGUUGACAGGAGGGAAGUCGACGACUGGAUACCUGGCGGCAUACCUGAAGCAGCUUCAAUCCAAUCCGCUGCGCACCAAAAUGCUUACCUCCGGUACUCUAUUUGCGCUUCAAGAAUUCCUGGCCUCGUGGAUCGCGCAUGACCGGAGCAAGCAUGGCCACUAUCUAAACUCCAGAAUACCAAAAAUGGCAUUGUACGGCUCGCUCAUCAGCGCCCCACUGGGCCAUAUCCUUAUCAGCAUCCUCCAAAGGCUGUUCGCCGGCCGCACCAGCUUGAAAGCUAAGAUCCUGCAGAUUCUCGUCAGCAACCUGAUCAUCUCUCCAAUCCAAAACUCCGUCUACCUCGCCUCUAUGGCGAUCAUCGCCGGUGCGCGAACAUUCCACCAAGUAAAGGCCACCGUGAAGUCGGGUUUCAUGCCCGUCAUGAAGGUCAGCUGGGUUACCUCCCCGCUGUCCCUGGCGUUUGCCCAGAAAUUCCUCCCAGAACAUACCUGGGUCCCCUUCUUCAAUGUCAUCGGCUUCAUCAUUGGUACAUAUAUCAAUGCCCAUACCAAGAAGAAGAGAUUGGAGGCAUUGAGACGUAAGCAUUACGGUUCUGGUAAAAGUGUAUCAGGCCGGUCUGAGGAUUACCCACCUCGCUCAUGAUUAAUUAAAUCAAGAAUUGAACUUCAGCUGCUGCCGCUACCGCAGCGGAAAGAGAACAAAAUAGAUCUCUCCAUCUAUAUCUCUAUUUAGGUCCUCGUGGAACAUUUCCCAUUUAUAACUUUUUGUUCCGUUUUCAUUUCCACCACUCUCGAUGCUGAAGUCUAUGAACCGUAGUCCCGCAGGGAUUGUGGAGGAUGUUUCUAUUUUUUCUUUUGUUCUUUCUUUUUUAUGCCUUUUCCUCUACCAUUUAUGUUUAGUUUGAACGAUUAGGUCGACCCCAGAUACUGGUACUCGUGAGCAUGUUUUAUCUUAUAUUGUUUUCUCUCAGAGAGGAAAGAGCAUGGAGAGUCCCCCCCCCCAAAACCACCCAUCCCCCCAAAGUUAAUGAAAUGAUAUAUACCAAAUGAUUUAUUCUUUAAAUUUCAGCCAGUAUAAUGUUUCCCUAUACGCGUGCACAUAUGCUUUUUUUUCCUGCGAAGAAUAUCUUGUCCGAUCUACUCAUUUAUUUAUCCCCUUCUUGUCACGGGCGUUAUCUUUUUGUUUUCAUCUCGAGGUUUUACACGCCCUGUCUCCGCUUGGGAAGACUGUAACCUAUCCAUCGCCCUUGUGUUGGUUAGGAUUCUAUUUUCGUUUGCAAUGGAUUUCCCGCAAUUAUUUUCUAUGGUACUUCCACCAGCCUUUUGGGAUGCUUCGAGAGAUAGUUUUGACAAUGGCAAUAUCGAGAGCUCCGCUCUGCCCUCUUUGCUUUUUCUUCCACAGAUUAGUGUUACCUCCCUAUUGUUUUCCUCUUUCGGGCUCUUUUUUUU
This is a messenger RNA of Blastomyces gilchristii SLH14081, 1906 nucleotides long. RefSeq lists its product as uncharacterized. Gene Ontology annotation, cellular component: cytoplasm; membrane. Lineage: Eukaryota; Fungi; Ascomycota; Eurotiomycetes; Onygenales; Ajellomycetaceae. The coding region runs from base 369 to 1100 and encodes 243 amino acids. The transcript is spliced from 4 exons. The record is from RefSeq and is a predicted model, not a curated record.